This is a messenger RNA of Musca vetustissima, 1164 nucleotides long. RefSeq lists its product as uncharacterized. The transcript is spliced from 2 exons. Bases 1 to 1164 code for a protein of 387 amino acids. NCBI's taxonomy places the organism in Eukaryota, Metazoa, Arthropoda, Insecta, Diptera, Muscidae. The record is from RefSeq and is a predicted model, not a curated record.
AUGAACUCAAUUCUAAUGCUGCUAAAAGAAACUAGUCUAACCACGCCACGGGUGUUUGGUGGCAGUUUGAAAUUCGCUAUUGUUGCCUUGGCCCUUUUGGGUGUUGCUGCCGCCGAUGUCAGCCAUUUGAAUAACGAAUACCUGCCACCUCAUAUGGCUGCUUUGGCCCACAAACAUGUUGAAUAUGCUGAACAAAGUCAGGAAAUCCCUAAACUCACCACAGUUCACCAUGUCACUGAAACCAAAUAUGUCAAUAAACCAAUUCAAGUUCAAAAAGUGAAGCAAGUUUCAGUCUCUGUACACAACGAAGUUAAAGUACCUGAACAACAGGAACAUCACCAACAAUACUAUACCGGUUUGGUCUACAAACCCGAACAGGAAGAAGCCACCUCCACCACUGUCGUUGAAGAAACUCACCAAGAAGAACCCCAACAACAGUAUUACACCGGUUUGGUCCACAAACCCGAAGAGGAAGAAGCUACCUCCACCACUGUCGUUGAAGAAACUCACCAAGAAGAACCCCAACAACAAUAUUACACCGGUUUGGUCUAUAAACCCGAACAUGUAACAGUCACCCCUGUUGAUGAAGAAACCCACCAACAGGAAGCUGAACAACAAUACUAUACCGGAUUGGUCUACAAACCCGAACAGGAAGAAGUUACCUCCAACAGUGUUGUCGAAGAAGUCCAACAAGAACCCGAAGUUGAACAACAACAAUACUAUACAGGUGCUAUUGUAAAUGAAGCUGUUCACGAAUCGGAACAUCAACAAGAAGAAGCCGCUGUUAUUCCUGAACCAGUUGCUCCCGUUGUUCCCGGUUCUGAUGAUUUCACCCAACAACAAGCUACUUACUACACCACUAUCAGCCAGAAGCAAGAAGUUGCCCAAGCUCAAGUUGUUCCCGUUUCUGAUUACUUCACUCAACAACAAGCUGCCUACCACACCUCGGUGGGACACAAAGGUGCCAGCGUGAGUGUAGGUGCUUCCACCAUCAGCCAAAAACAAAAAGUUGCCCAAGCUCAAGUUGUUCCCGGUUCUGGUUAUUUCACUCAACAACAAGCUGCCUACCACACCUCGGUGGGACACAAAGGUGCCAGCGUGAGUGCAAGUGCUUCCAGCGGUAUUGAUACUCAAUACGGUUCCAAUGGAGGCUAUAUUUAUUAG